Molecule: messenger RNA, 4047 nt
Organism: Schistosoma mattheei
Lineage: Eukaryota; Metazoa; Platyhelminthes; Trematoda; Strigeidida; Schistosomatidae
Source: the annotation of a GenBank genome assembly
UUCAUUUUAAACUAUUAUGAUAUAUAAUGAACUAGGAUGAUUAUACUGGCUUCAAUUAGUUUUCUUAAUGUAUAUGAAAGGUACUUGAUAAUUCAUAUACUGAUUUAAUAUUCACCUGUAAUCCGAUGAAUGUACGUUUGUAUAUAUAUAUAUAUACUGAUGGACCUUAAUGAGAAAUACAAACUGUUUUGUAUCGAUUGUAGUGAGAUAUCCAUCUUCAUCAUAUAUCGUUAUAUUAAUUAUCAUUAUUAUUAAUAUUAUAGCUUCAUAAAAUAGCAUAAUAUGUUUAAAAACGUAGAGAAUUUAAAACAAGAACAUAACCAAGAUAAUCAAUCCGAUGAAAAUUAUAAAUUAUAUCCAGAUAAAUUUGAAACCUUAUACUUAAUAGAUUCUGCCAAAGAAUUACUUCAUCCAUUAUCUAAAAGUUAUAGUAUAUCUGGAUCUAUUGUGGAUAUCAAUCGAGUUAAUAAUAUACCAACAAUAGAUAUUUAUCCACAAUCUACAAUACAUAAUUUUCUACCCUCUAGUCAAAAUUCUAAUAAUUCUCUCUCCUCAUCUGAAUAUAUCAUGCGAACAAAUAGUUUAACAGGUAAUAAAUCAACCAAUCCGCAAACUGUAUCAUUUCAGUUAUCUAACAGUAUAAACAAUUCAUCCAAUAUACUAAUUGGUGAUGAAAAUACAGACGCUAAUCAAAAUUUAUUAACCAAUCAACAAUCAACAUCAUCCCCAUCAAAUUAUAUGAAAAUUCAAAAUUAUUUGUUGAAAACACUUGAUAGUCCACAUGAUUUAAGUUAUGCUAAUUCGUCUGCAACUAUUUCACAAUCAUCACAAAUAAAGUUAACCAAUAAUUGUAAUUCACUAGAUCUAUCUGAUCAACUAGGUAUAACAACAUAUAUUGAUGAAAAUGGUCAAAAUUAUAUUAUAACAACAUCACAUGGUAAUCAAUCCAAGUUAAAACAAAAACAACAUCAUAUUCAAGAUCCACGGAUUGAAUUAAAUUUCUUAUGUAAUCAAAUCAAUAAUAAUGCUAUGAUAUCAUCUUCAUUCAAUGACUAUAGCAAUAAUAUUAAUAUUAGUAAUAGAACAACAGAAACUCAACUUCCAAUAUCAACAAAUAGUAUAUCAGAACCGUUUUUAUCAAAUUUAUCAACAGAUCUCAUGACAAGUUCAUCCAUUGAUUCUACUGUAGCAGCUGCAUCAAACGUGAUGAAUUAUAUUUAUCAAAAUGGUUCAUUAAAUUAUGGUAAUACAGAACAAUUAAAAAAUCUAAAUUGUUUAAAUAUACGUACACUAAAUCACUGGAAUUCACUUGAGUUUAAUUUAAAUGGAAGCAUAGAUCAAUUGACAAAUUAUAAUAAUUCACAAUUAUAUGAACCUAAUACCACUAAUUCUACUACAAUAACUACUACUAGUAAUAAUACUGAUAAUGCUGAUAAUGGAACUAUCAAUACUAGUAAUAGUGAUAAUAAUAAUGAUACUAAUCACAGUUUAUUAAGAAUAGAUGAUACAAAUAAUUUAUUGAAACUUCAUCAAUCUGGUCAACAGCAACAAUAUCCAUUACAACAAUUACAGAGUGCAAAUAAUUCCAUUAUUUUGCAUUCGAAUACUGUACAAUCGAAUAAUUUAAAAAAUCAUAAUGGUUUAGGUACUCCAUUCAUUAUUGAAGAUGUUAAACCAAGAUUUCAAGAAAGUAAUGCCAUUAAACACAAUCAUAAUACUAGUCCUGCAAUAAAUACUACACAAGACUCUACAACCGAUAUUAUGAUUGGAUUUAAUAACAGUACAUCUGUAAAUCAUCAAUCAAGUCAUGUAAAUGAUGUAAAUAUAAAAAAUGCCAUAGAUAAUUUAAACAAUAAUAGCAGCAACAUAAGCACUAAUAAUAAUAAUAAUAAUAACCAACCAAGAACUAUUUCAUUCACAGGAAAUUCAAAUUACAGGUCAAGUCAAUUGCAAAACUGUUAUAAUUAUGUUCAGUCUGAAGUGAAUUAUAAGCCUGAUCUGAAAAUUCAAACAUCAAGUAUGCAACAUGUACAAGGACGUCCAUAUCAUCCAACUCUCAUGAAUGGUUCAUUAGUUCCAUCACAUAUAAAUAAUGAAGCAUUAAGUUUACAAAAAGCUUUGUCUAAUAUGCAUGCAAGACAUGAUAUAAUUUCACAUUCUAUUCAAGAAAUGGAAGAAAUUAAUACAAAAGUAUUAGCACAUCGUAUAAGUUCCGAAUUAAAACGUUAUAGUAUACCACAAGCAGUUUUCGCCCAACGUAUUUUAUGCAGAAGUCAAGGUACAUUAUCUGAUCUAUUAAGAAAUCCUAAACCAUGGAGUAAAUUAAAAUCUGGUCGUGAAACGUUUCGAAGAAUGUGGAAAUGGUUACAAGAACCAGAAUUUCAACGAAUGUCCGCUUUACGUUUAGCUGAAUCUGAUCUGAGAUAUACUGGUCCUGUAGUAUGUAAACGAAAAGAAUCAGAACAAAUCAAAUUGUCAGAAAGUCGUCAGCCUAAAAAACCACGUCUUGUUUUUACUGAUAUACAAAGACGAACUUUGCAGGCUAUAUUUAAAGAAACUAAGCGACCUAGUAAAGAAAUGCAGUCUACAAUAGCUCAACAACUUGGAUUACAAGUUUCAACAGUAGCAAAUUUUUUUAUGAAUGCUCGUCGUCGAUCACUAGACAAAUGGCAAGAAGAUACAAGUAAACUGUCGAGUACGAUUAAUUCACCGUCAGAUUCCCCAUACAGUCGUAGUGACGAACAUGGGCAACAGCCAAGUAUGAUCCAUAAUUUAUGCUGUUCACAAGAUGGUGAUUUCAGUAAUUGUACACCUUAUUUAUUACCAUCUAGACAUCAACCUGGAUGUUCACUGUCAAUUACUACUCCUGUAUCAACAUUAAAAGCAUUGGAUAAUAGUUUCAUAUCAGGGAAUCCAACAGAAUUGGAACGAAUAACACGAAAUAAUAGUUUAGCUUCUUGUAAUAGUUUUACUAAACCUAGUAAUCAGUUACCGUUAAAUUCGAAUCUUGCAAGAACAGUAUUAAGUAACAAUAAUGAUAAAAGUGAUUUAUAUAAAUGUGAUAAUUCAGGAAAUAAUAUGAUCCCAUUAGAACACCGUACAUUUAAUACACUGAAUUCAACUGAUAGUCCUUCAACUAUUCCAACUACUAUUUAUGCAUCACAAAAUUCAACUUGUAAACAGCAACAAAUGAAUGCGGAAAAUUUUUCCAAUAAUUAUUCUUUACACUUAACAACACAAAUUCAACACUCAUUUCCACAUCAACUACAAUCACAACAAGAAAACCAGCAACAACAGCAGUCGAAUCCUCCUCAUCAUCAUCAUCGUCAUCAUUCACAGAGUUCAUCGCACCCUAUGAAUACACAAUUAGUACCGUCAUCUUCAUCGUCAGCAUCGUCAUCGCAUCAGUUGAGAUUUCCAUUGGAUAUAUUAGAUCAGAAUAAUGAUACUAGUAAAUACUCAACUAACAACAGUCGGUUACAUAAUUCUGAACAUGAAACAAUUCAUAGUAAUAAUAGUAAUAAUAAUAAUAAUAACCACAACUUAAUUAAAUCAAUUUACCCAUAUUGCAAUUCACAAGCAAAUUAUACAUUCCCUGUAUCAGGUAAUUUACCUUCACAUCAGGUACAUUUAGAUCUGUUCAAUACUACUACUGCUGCUGGUACUACUACUGCUACUAUUGCUACUACUACGAGUGUCAGUAACAAUAAUCUUAUUCAUAAUAAUAAUAAUCAGUUUUUAAUGCGUGAUUUAACUAAUAGUCAACAAUUUGAUCGCCGUUUCUUAAGUACGAUGACUAAUGGGCAGUUAACAUUAACUGAACAAGCUUUAGAAUUAUGUUCUUCACUAGCUGCUGCCAAUGCUAUUUCACUUAAUAAUAAUAAUAAUACAAUUUAUUUGACCAAUGAAAAACCAAAUCAUUUUCAUGCUAAUUCAGAAAUAAAACUUUCACAUGAAUUAAAUGGAUCGGUUGAUAUAAACAAUAUUGUUUCAAUGAUAAUAAUAAUAAUAACACCAAUAAUAAUAUUCAUACUGAAAAUGAUGUGA